GCACCCAGGCGUGGGUGUACACGGGCUGCAUUUCCCCCUUUCUCGUGGUGUGUGCGCCCUUCACUUUGGUUUUGGCUAGCCCGAGGCUGGCGCAGGGCGAGCAGCAGAUGCCUGCACUGAUGCUGUGUCCUGCAGGCUGCCAGCUGAGCACGGAUGCCUCGAGCUACGUGGUGAAGGAGGAGGAUGACUUCUUGGAGCACCUGGUCCUGCUGAGAACGAUCUGCCUGGGGGCCGAGGCCGGGGAUGAGCUGCAUGUGGUGGCCGUUGAUUCCAAAAACACCUAUGGAGACCAUAAGCCGGUGACCAUCGCGGCGUUGCGGGCCUCAGUGCUCCCCAUGAUCAGCCUCAAAGGUCUGGAGCUGGUCCCUCCUGUCACCUUCAUCCUCAAGUCUGGCGCCGGACCGGUCCAUCUCAGCGGGCAGCACAUCACCCUGGAAGAGGAUGCCAAGUCUGAAGCCUACGAGGAAGAGAUCUGGGAGGAAGACCUGGAUGAUGACGAUGACGAGGAUGCUACGACGCUAUAG
This is a messenger RNA of Eurypyga helias (sunbittern), 524 nucleotides long. RefSeq names its product nucleophosmin-like. Gene Ontology annotation, cellular component: cytoplasm; nucleolus; nucleoplasm. The transcript is spliced from 4 exons. Gene Ontology annotation, biological process: chromatin remodeling. Lineage: Eukaryota; Metazoa; Chordata; Aves; Eurypygiformes; Eurypygidae. The annotation marks the transcript as partial. Gene Ontology annotation, molecular function: chromatin binding; RNA binding; histone binding. The record is from RefSeq and is a predicted model, not a curated record.